This is a messenger RNA of Lampris incognitus (smalleye Pacific opah), 4425 nucleotides long. RefSeq names its product TAF3 RNA polymerase II, TATA box binding protein (TBP)-associated facto (gene taf3). Lineage: Eukaryota; Metazoa; Chordata; Actinopteri; Lampriformes; Lampridae. Bases 552 to 3347 code for a protein of 931 amino acids. The transcript is spliced from 7 exons. Gene Ontology annotation, cellular component: transcription factor TFIID complex. Gene Ontology annotation, molecular function: protein heterodimerization activity. The record is from RefSeq and is a predicted model, not a curated record.
UAUUGAGAUUAUUUUGAUUUCAUGUGGUGAAAGCCAGCACAGGGUCUCACGUCUUAAAUUCGUUCUCACUCCGAAACAACUUGAAAAUGGUGCAAAUAUCGGACGGAAAUCUGACGACUUCUGGGCUGAGCCAAGCCCCCAAUGUUUCAAGAUCCCAGCAGCGCCUCUACUACCAAACGCAACGCCCCCUCCCAGACCACCCACCGCCUGGCGGCCAGAGCAAUAAAGGAGACCGAGAAAGAAAGAAAAACCCGUCUACGCUCAUGCGCACUGCCGGCGGCUGAACCCCCUUGAACACAUCCGGGGAACCGGUAGACUGACGCUCACUCGCGCGCAUGCGCCGCCGACGUCCCGGGGAUGGGUUUGUCGUUGGAAACAAGAUGGCGACUCUGGCGAAAGCGCCAACAUAUUUACCGAAGUAGAUGUCAAAUUCGGCGACUGUAAUGGGUUUUCUCCUGAUCCCCUCCCGGGUCCAGUGUAACGCGAAGGCCGGGAGCAUGUUUCUGGAGUAGGGUUUGACCGGACUGAGACCCGUAAACCCGACCGGCGAGAUGUGCGAGAGCUAUGCCCGCUCGCUGCUGCGUGUUUCGGUGGCGCAGAUCUGCCAGGCGCUGGGCUGGGACUCGGUCCAGCUCACCGCCUGCGACCUCCUGUCCGAUGUCCUGCACCGGUACAUCCAACAGCUGGCCAGGGGCUGCCACCGCUACUCGGAGCUCUAUGGACGGACCGAUCCCAUGCUGGAUGAUGUUGGCCAGGCUUUCAGGCUGCUGGGGGUGAGUUUGAGUGAACUGGAGGACUAUGUUAACAACCUGGAGCCUGUUGGCUUCGUCCAUCAGACGCCACUCUUCCCUGUCAGCAAAAACAACGUCCUGCAGUUCCCCCAACCUGGUGCACGUGAUGCAGAAGAAAGGAAGGACUACAUUCCAGAGUACAUGCCACCCCUGGUCUCCUUACAAGAAGAAGAGGAGGAGGAGGAAGGCCUCGCAGAAAUGGGUACUUCGGCUGAGGCUAUGCAGGUGCCGCUGGAUGAGGACGAGGAUGAAAUGGAGGAAGACGAGGCUGUUAACGAUGAGAACCACCCACUGAAGCGGCACCUGGACAGUCCUGAUGCAGCCAUGGGCAUGAUGCCCACGUCCAAGAGACCACGCAUGCACCCCGGCCUCAGUCCUGAAUGGGGCAUUGAGCCCAGGGAGCCCCUUACUUCCCUCAACCCUCAGCGUGUCCCUCCAGGUGUGCUAGCUUCUCAUGAUAGCCUUGGCUCCUUGUCCCCUGAAACACCCACCGGCACCCCAUCCCCCUUCAGACCUCAGCCAGUGGUACCCAGACACACGGACCACAAGACCCACGCCACUCCGAGCAGGAAACCCAAGGUCUCCUCCCCUGGGAGGCCACGGACUAAAUCCCCAAAAGGGGUCAAUGUUGGACCUAUGGGUGGCAGCCCAAUCUGCUCCCCCAAAUCCUCUAAAGAGAGGAAGAAAUCACCGGGCAGAACCAAGAGUCCCAAAAGCCCAAAGAGCCCAAAAAUGGGCUCUGCCAAAGCUUUGCAACCCCCGGUUGCAAAGGCAGAUAGUUUUCCCAAGGUACCCUUGUCAACACUGAGUGAGAGAAUGGGCAAGGAGAACAUCCACAUGCGUCCAAGUAUGGACGACAGAGAAUUUCCUGAAGCUCAGUUCAGGAAAUUAGAGCCUGAUGAUAGCGCCAUCGAUGACUCCAUUGAUGCCGUUAUUGCCAGGGCAUGUGCCGAACGGGAGCCUGACCCGUUUGCCUUCUCCUCAGGCUCUGAGUCAGAGAGCAACGGGUUCUCCAGCCCCAGGAGGCUCACCAUCAUGGAGCCAUGUACACCCAAGCUCAUGCUAGGACUCAACAGCGCCAUCAAAGAUUCAUCGACACCACUUCACCUUAAUGCAGGCUCAGGAAACUGGACCAUGGAUGACUCAAUCAAUGAGGUGAUUCGUAAGGUAAACCAGGGUGCUCCUCAGAACCAAGGAGAUUGCAUUUCGUCGGGCUCAGCCUCACCGCCUACCCCGGAGCCUCUCCUUAAGACUUUCGAGGAGAAAAACAAGAUGGUGUCCUCAACGGAUGUCAAGAAGAAGCUGAAGAAGGAGCUGAAAACUAAAAUGAAGAAGAAGGAGAAGGACAAGCCCAAAGACAAAGACCGGGAUAAGGACAGGAACAAGGAGAAAGAAAAGACUAAAGACAAGAACCGGGAAAAGAUCAAGGAGUUUUCCAAGGAGGCCAAGAUGACAUGGAAGGAGUUUGGGAGCAAGGAAGAGGAUCACUACCGUCAGCGGGACUUCGCUGGGCUGGAGGGCUCCACGAAGAUCAAGUCAAGAGAUGGAGAGGGCUCCAGGAAAGAGAAGGAGAAACACAAAGACAAGAAGAAGGACAAGGAACGGAGCAAGAAGGAUAAAGACAAACGGGACAAGGGGAAAGACAAGAACAAGGAGGACAGGCCGAAGCUGUCCGCCCUUUCCCCCUUUGGCCUGGGCGAGAUCCCUGCGCUUUUCAGCCCCUCCGCCUGCUUGCGCAUCCCCUCCAUUCUGCCUCCCCUGCCCCCCAUCCUCCAGGACAAGGAGGUGAAGAGCAAGGAGAAGGAGAAGAAGAAGGAGAAGAAAGAGAAGAAGAAGAAAAAGGACAAGGAGAAGGAAAAGGAGCGAGAGAAGGCCAAGGAGAAGGAGCGGGAAAAGGAGGAGAAGAGGAAAGAGAAGGAGAGGGAAAAGGAAAAGCGAGAGAAGGAGAAGGAAAAGGAGAGAGAGAGGAUUCGAUUGGAGAAGGUCAAAGUGGAAACUCCAGCAACUCUACCAUCUCCAGUCAUCCCCAGACUGACUCUCAGAGUGGGAGCCGGUCAAGACAAAAUUGUUAUCAGCAAGGUUGUGCCGAACUCAGAGCCCAAAACACCAGCACCCAAAAUCCCCGCUCCCAAAGGACCUGGAAACCGGCCCCGGACGCCCCCACCAGCCCCAAGUCUCUUAUCUGUUGCACCCUCUCUGGUCCCGCCCCUGACGCCGCUCCCUCCUGUGGCAAUUCCUCCGCCGAUGCUCCCCCCACCCUCUGUGCUCUCCGUGGCAAGCUCCCUAAAAACACCUGUGCGCAGCGUGGUGACUGAGACUGUCAGCGCCUAUGUGAUUCUGGAUGAAUGGGGUAACCAGAUCUGGAUCUGUCCGGGAUGCAACAAGCCUGAUGACGGUAGCCCCAUGAUAGGCUGUGAUGACUGUGACGAUUGGUACCAUUGGCUUUGCGUUGGGAUUCUCACAGCACCACCGGAGGACCAGCAGUGGUUCUGUGUUAAAUGUGCCAACAAGAAGAAGGACAAAAAACACAAGAAAAGGAAACACAAAGUGCAUUGAGCUAUGCAAAAAAAAAAAAAAAAAAGCACAUAUUUUUGAUUUUUUUUUUGUUGUUGACUUUCUCAAGCCAUCAUGAAUCACUUAUGGCACUGCUGUAAAAAAAACAACAGACAAAAGUAAGUAUUGAUAGGAGUUAAACUUGUGACUGACAUUCACUUCUGGAGAUUUUAGUGAAUGAAAUUGACUGUGAUGGAUUGUGGACCUUGCAAGAAGGAAAAAGAAGGAAACAGAAGAGACUUUAACCAGCACAUAUCCAACCUCGGUUUUCAAAUGAAUUUUAUUCAAGUGGACUCUAUGGUCCCCCUUUAAAAUAAAAGUCUGUAAAACUGGUUUCUUGGCGACGUUUGUUGGCGAGGAAGCCAAGACUUCAGGAACGGUCCAGAAUUUAAAAGAAAAAAAUCAAAAUGACGAGAGCACACUCUCGGUUGUUAAAAGAUUGGAGUACGGCGGCGUCACGGGGUGAAGCUAAAGAGAGGAACCACCUUCAUCAUGAAGCUAAAGAGAGGAACCACCUUCAUCUACGGUCAUCUUAUUUCUGUUCAUCUGGAGUUGCCAUAGAAACCACGGCGGACACGCGCUCUCCACCUUUUGCUUGGUUUUCCUGCAGUAUGAUCAAAGCGUCUUGUAUAUAGAGAUGAUGGCAUUGUGUCUGUAUAAAUGUGUAAAUACCGACUUCCAAGCCAAGUGCAUUUCGUUCUUAGGAUCCUGACUUGUUAAAUCCACUUUCAAAUAUUGGCUUUUAACUUGAAUGAUUUUCUGUAAUUUCUGUACAUUUUUUAAAUUGAAAGUUUGUAUUUUUAUUUUUUUGUUUUCUUCAUAUGGAGUUAUACUGUAGCAUCGCCUGUUGUAACAUAAUUAAUUUUGCUGAUAUUUCAAUAUUAAAGCUAAACAGUAUGUACCUUAACGGGCUGGAAGACGUGAAUCUCAUUACUAUCAAGUGUAUCUAGGUUUUUUGUUUUUGUUUUUGUAAAUGAAUUUUCUGCGUGUUCUUUAGUUCCCGCCAAGACUUCCCUUGCUCUUUUCUCAGCUGUUUGUUUCGAUGUGUUGCAUUUGCUUCAUGAAAAUACAAUGAGACUAU